Kluyveromyces marxianus DMKU3-1042 is the source of this 1626-nucleotide messenger RNA. RefSeq names its product Xbp1p (gene XBP1). Bases 1 to 1626 code for a protein of 541 amino acids. Gene Ontology annotation, molecular function: DNA binding. The record is from RefSeq and is a predicted model, not a curated record. Lineage: Eukaryota; Fungi; Ascomycota; Saccharomycetes; Saccharomycetales; Saccharomycetaceae. The transcript has a single exon.
AUGCCUUCUGCGACCAGAGACGUAUCAUUCCAGGUGCAUUCGUUGGACGGAAUACCGCUACAGUUGUCGACGGACCCGUUGGACGACUACCAGCGGUAUUUGUUUCAAGAGGUGUACGAGCUUAUGAAGCCGAGCUUGUCGCAAUUCCCGCAUGCGCUACAGUCACAGCUUUCUAUCGAACAGAAGGAAUACAAGACGAAUACGGUAUUUGAACCCGAGCAAUUGAUGGAAGAUGAUGGUAGUAUCGAGAAACGGAGAAAUAGCGGCGAUCGUCUGCUGAUGGAUUAUGGUUUACGGCGGGCCAAGAACCCUGGACAGGCGGAUAAGGAUACGGCGAAUUCCGUGCAUAAGAAGGAUUUCAGGCGAUACAGCCACAAUUACGCACCGGUGGGAUCGGGCCAUUACGUAAUGAAGGCAAGACCGAAAAAGUCGGUCAGUCUCCUGUGCAACGAGUACACGAUUCCGGACAUCUCGAGAAACCCCAUGACGCAAAGCACGUUUGACCCCAACUACCAGCCCUAUUUGCAGAUCACGCCGUAUAAUAUUCUUGCGCUCAAUGAAGAGCAGCAGCAGCAACAGCAGCAGCAACAGCAACCGGACGAGAACCGUUUGCCCCGCCACGAACAGUCUGGUGGAUCGGUGUCUCCGACAGAUCAAGAUUUAGAGCACGUGAUCAGCAUGUCCAACAAACCGGGCUCCAACGUCACCAAGAACCAGGAGUUCCGCAUGAUGAAGCUCAAAGCGAAAUCGAACCAAUCGAUGAUCAUCAACAGGAACAACUGCGUCAUUUGGGACCGCGAAACAGGUUACGUAUUUUUUACCGGCAUAUGGCGGCUAUACCAGGACGUCAUGAAGUGUUUGUGCACGACAAACAGGAUGUACCAGCAGGACCAAUCGUCGCGGGUACACUGUUGCAAAGAGUUCCAAAAAGUGUUGGGCCAAGUGGUGUACGGGAAACUGGGCAAACCUGGAAAGAGGGAAACAGCAGGCAAAUGGAACAAAUGGUCCCAAAAGGAUAUGUUCGCCAGCUAUAACGAUUUGCAUUGGCACAAAUUGGACCCCGCCUUGUCUUCCCUGUUAGCAGAAUCGUAUAACUCUGCUAUCCCCUUCGAAGACAUGGUGAAAAGAAUCAGAGGCGGGUAUAUAAAGAUCCAGGGAACGUGGCUACCUUUCCCCGUGUCCAAAGAAUUGUGCUCCAGGUUUUGUUACCCAAUAAGAUAUUUGCUCGUUCCUGUGUUUGGGGAGGAUUUCCCUAAGAAGUGCGAGUUCUGGUACAUGCAGCGGUGCGAGCAGUCCCCAUCACUUUCGUCUUCACUAUCGCCUGUGUCCAACCCUUCGUUGACUACAAGCACACUUACAAGUGACGAAAAGGACAGCUUGAACACUGCACAGGAUCUUCUUAAUAUCUCACGCAGAUACUCUUGGAACGAAGUGAAAAAUCCUUCGAUUGUUCAGCAUAUCCACCUACCAAACCGUCAUUAUCGCUCUCAGUCUUGGACCGGAAUAGUCCAGAGCUCAAACAAACCUUAUUAUCAGCAAGAGGAAAGAAGAAAAUCUUCUGACGUUACUCUACCGCCUAUUCAGUAUUUGUUUGAUGAUUUGCGGAAAUCAUAUUUAGACGAUUAA